AAGGGUAGUCUAAUUACUAUCUCACAUUUUUUUCCUCUCUCUGAAAAAGUCUUCUCACCCAAUGAACAAGCAAAGGAUUCAAUCCAAAUCCUUCGAUCCGUUAAAUUUUUAUCACCUUUGUUCACUUGGUUCUUCAUAAUAGGUUCUCCAAUGGCGUCGGCAGUGGCGGAGCGAAUCGAACUCGCGAAGCACUGCACAUCAAAGGAUUGGUCAAAGGCAAUCCGCGUUCUCGAUUCUUUUCUUUCCCGUUCCUGCAUCAUUCAAGACCUCUGUAAUAGAGCAUUUUGCUAUAGUCAAUUGGAGUUGCAUAAACAUGUGAUUAAGGACUGCGACAGGGCGCUGGAACUCGAUCUUACGCACAUCGAAGCCUACAUUUUGAAAGGUCAUGCAUUUUCUGCUUUAGGGAGGAAAGAGGAAGCUCUUUCAGUUUGGAAGAAAGGUUAUGAACAUGCUGUUUGUAAACCUUCAGAUUUGAAACAACUACUGGAGCUGGAAGAGCUCCUGGGAAGUGCGAAAGGCGAUGGUUCUAUUGCCCAUGAGAACCAUGCUGUGGAGUCAACUAAGUCAUCUUCUUCUGCAUCUGAACCUGUCGAUUCUGUUGAACCAAGUGAAACAUAUAACCACCUUGAGAAUUCUAAUGGCAAAAUUGAACAUUGCAGCAAGUUGACUGACCGAUUGGAUGCCCAUGACAACUUAUAUGACGGAUCAGAAUUUCACAGUGAAUCAAGUCGUAAUGAUGAAGGGAUUAAACUGUUUGGUCAUCAAUCAAAUGGGAAACAUGAAAGUCAACCAAAUGGAGCUAAUUAUAUUCACGAAGCAUUGAGUGAUUCAUCUCAAUCAUGCAUGAGUUCAUCGGCGCUCUCUAGUGAAUCCAUCAACUUGUCAGAUAUUUACAGUGAAUCAAUUAAUUUAUCAGAAACGUGCGAUGAAACAAGUGAUGAAGCCAAGAGUAGCAAAAAGUUCUGUGUGGCUAGGAUUUCUAAGAACAAGUCGAUAAAUGUAGAUUUCCGAUUAUCUAGGGGAAUUGCACAGGUUAAUGAUGGAAAAUAUUCUUACGCUGUAGAGAUCUUUGAUAAGAUACUAGAAGAAGAUCCUGAUUACCCUGAGGCGCUAAUUGGAAGGGGAACGGCAUACGCAUUUCAACGAGAACUGCAUUCUGCUAUUGCUGAUUUUACAAAGGCUAUACAAUCAAAUCCAUCAGCUGGUGAGGCAUGGAAGCGUAGAGGGCAAGCUCGCGCAGCGUUGGGAGAAUCUGUGGAGGUACCACUUUCACUCCCUCCCCAGAAUUAUGGGCACAUUGGAAUGUUGUAUAUUACCAAUCACAGUGGUUUAGACAGGAGAAGGGAGAUGGUGAUAGGUGAUAAGUCAGACUUGGUUCAAGAGAUGGUAGUUACAGGUGGGCUUCUGCUGCCAAUACCUGUCAUCUUAUUAUUGCUUCUAAAUCUCUUAGUUGAACACAUUAACUUAAUGAUGGAAGCUGAAAUCUUGAUUUCUACUUUAAACCCUUUUAAGUUGCAAUAUUCUGGUGUCAGAGAAAUAUUUGAUCAUGAUGACAAAACUAGUGCAGGAAUUGUAAAUUAUAAAUUUAAGGAUUUCACUGCUGCUGUUGAAGACUUAUCUGCAUGUGUAAAAGUUGAUAAGGAUAAUAAAUCUGCGUACACUUACUUGGGUUUGGCUCUAUCUUCGAUUGGCGAAUAUAGAAGGGCUGAAGAGGCACAUAUGAAAGCAAUUCAGAUAGAUCGAAAUUUUAUGGAGGCUUGGGGUCAUCUAACCCAGUUCUAUCAAGACAUGGCGAAUUCAGAAAAGGCUCUGGAAUGCAUUCGCAAUAUUCUUCAAAUUGAUGGAAGGUUUGUCAAAGCAUAUCAUCUGCGGGGGCUACUUCUUCAUGGCAUGGGAGACCACAGGAAUGCCAUCAAGGAUUUGUCAGUCGCGUUGAGUAUUGAGAGCUCAAGUAUUGAAUGCCUGUAUUUAAGAGCUUCAUGUUAUCACGCUAUUGGAGAAUAUAAGGAAGCAGUGAAGGAUUAUGAUGCUACUUUGGAUCUGGAAUUAGAUUCAGUGGAAAAGUUUGUUCUCCAGUGCCUGGCCUUCUACCAGAAAGAAAUAGCAUUAUACACAGCUUCGAAGUUCAACAGUGAAUUCUGUUGGUUUGACCUUGAUGGCGAUAUAGAUCCCCUCUUCAAGGAAUAUUGGUGCAAAAGGUUGCAUCCAAAGAAUGUAUGCGAAAAAGUGUACAGGCAGCCUCCUUUACGUGAUUCUUUAAGGAAGGGAAAGCUAAAAAAGCAAGAAUUAGCACUCACUAAACAGAAAACUAUUCUUCUACAGACAGCAGAUUCUAUUGGCAAGAAGAUCCAGUAUCAUUGCCCAGGUUUCUUGGCCAACAGGCGUCAGCAUCGGAUGGCAGGUCUAGCUGCUAUUGAGAUUGCUCAAAAGGUCUCGAAGGUUUGGCGUUCUCUACAAGCAGAAUGGAAGCAUUCAAUUAAAGGCACAGGAAAAUAUGGUAAGAAAGCAAGGAGAAAGGAAAGACUCAAUCCUCCUAGUCAGAACAGAGGUGGUGCUGGUUGUACCACAAGCAGUUUUUUAGAGCAGACAACUUCAUAUGGCUCUACAGAAGAUAGAUCAUUUGGACGUCCUACAAUGUCAUGGCAUGAUGUUUAUUCAUUGGCUGUUAAGUGGAGACAGAUUUCUGAACCGUGUGACCCCGUUGUCUGGGUUAACAAGCUGAGUGAGGAGUUUGAUGCUGGAUUUGGGUCCAAUACUCCCCUUAUUCUCGGUCAAGCCAAUGUUGUUCGCUACUUCCCAAAUUUCCAGAGAGCGUUACGUGUGGCCAAGGCUGUAAUUAAGGAGAAUAAAUAUGUGCGUGACAGGAAGGAUAACAUUAUUUAUUUGACUGAUGAUGGGAAAGUGCAAGAAAUAAUGAACGCAAAAUCAUGCUUAGAUCUUUACAAAACUAUUGGUGAGGAUUUCUGGUUGGCUACUUGGUGCAACAGUACGGCAGUUGAGGGGAAACGCCUUGAAGGAACAAGGAUCACCCUACUAAAAUCAGGUGAAAAUGGGUUUGAUUUUGCAAUUAGAACACCUUGUACACCUUCUAGGUGGGAAGACUUUGAAGUGGAAAUGAUUUCAGCAUGGGAGGCAUUAUGUGAUGCUUAUUGCGGGGAAAAUUACGGGUCAACAGAUUUUGAUGUGCUUGAGAAUGUGAGAGGGGCAAUUUUAAGGAUGACAUAUUACUGGUAUAAUUUCAUGCCACUAGCCAGAGGAACUGCUGCUGUUGGGUUCAUAGUGUUGCUGGGACUGUUGCUUGCUGCUAAUAUGGAGUUCACUGGGAGCAUUCCAGAAGGUCUGCAGGUGGAUUGGGAAGCAAUUCUGGAAUCCGAUCCCAAUUCCUUUAUGUCUUCCAUAAAGAGUUGGCUUUAUCCUUCUCUCAAGAUCAGUACAUCUUGGAAAGGGUACCCUGAUGUAGCGUCAACUCUUGAGACAACAGGAUUGGUUGUUGCUGCUUUGAGCACCUACUUUGAAUGAGCAAACUUGCGUAUUUAACCAAUUACUAUGAAUAAGACAACCAUUGUCUAGCAUCCUGGAAUGUCAUGAAAACCAGAACCAGAACCAGAACCAAAAACUCUGGCGAUAUUUCAAAACUUUUACGUAGUUUGUGCUAUCAAAUGAAUUAUGUACUGUGCAUUAUCGUUCCGAGAGCUGUAUGUUUUUAAUGUAUUUGUUAGUUUGUUGGAAUUAUUUUAUUUUGGUUUACUUGUUUUAUUACAGUUGCAUUAUCUAUAUAUUAUCUUUAUACUUGGUGAA
Molecule: messenger RNA, 3798 nt
Organism: Olea europaea var. sylvestris
Lineage: Eukaryota; Viridiplantae; Streptophyta; Magnoliopsida; Lamiales; Oleaceae
Product: suppressor of RPS4-RLD 1
Exons: 26
Coding region: 151-3519 (1122 amino acids)
Biological process (GO): negative regulation of DNA-templated transcription
Molecular function (GO): protein binding
Source: RefSeq, a predicted model, not a curated record